This is a messenger RNA of Papaver somniferum (opium poppy), 2151 nucleotides long. RefSeq names its product proline-rich extensin-like protein EPR1. Lineage: Eukaryota; Viridiplantae; Streptophyta; Magnoliopsida; Ranunculales; Papaveraceae. The transcript has a single exon. The record is from RefSeq and is a predicted model, not a curated record. The coding region runs from base 1 to 1935 and encodes 644 amino acids.
AUGGUGAGUGGUAACAUGAGAAACAAAAGUGGGAACAAAGCCUCACUGGCAUUCUUAUUUACAACUAGUGCUCUUCUAGUAGUAGUAGUUUCUUUGUGUUUUCCACUUUUGGCUAAUGCAUAUAGGCCUAUAAAGUCACGAUUUCCUAAAUCUCCAACACUACCACCACCAAAGAAGCCAGCUUAUGUGCCUCCAACACCACCUACCCCGGGAAAGCCGAUAAAGCCUCCACCACCGCCAUAUAAUGGAGAAUCCGUGUCAUCCACAGUACUACCUAACCUUGGCAAGAUCAGUCAGCCAGUAGUAAAAAAGAAAUUACCACUAUCAAAGAAGUCUCCACCACAGAACCAAGACUCUGUGCCAUCUAUGUUACCUAAUCUUGGAAAGAUCAGCCAACCAGUAGUAAAACAUAAGUCUCUACCACCAAAGGAGUCUCCACCAAAGAACCAAAUCUCUGAGCCAUCUAUAUUACCCAAUCUUGGAAAGAUCAGCCAACCAGUAGUAAAGAAAAAAUCUCAACCACCAAAGAAGUCCCCACCAUAUAGCCAAGACUCUGUGCCAUCAAUAUCACCAAACCUUGGAAAGGUCAGUCCACCAAUAGCACAGAAGAAAACUAAACCGCCGAAGAAGUCUCCACCACUUAACGAAGACUCUGCGCCAUCUAUAUCACCAAACCUUGGAAAGGUCAGUCCACCAGUAGCACAGAAGAAAACUAAACCACCAAAAAAGUCUCCACCGCUUAGCCAAGAAUCUGCGCCAUCUAUAUUACCAAACCUUGGAAAAAUCAGCCAACCAGUAGUAAAGAAGAAAUCUCAACCACCCAAAACAUCCCCACCACAUAGCCAAGACUUUGUUCCAUCUAUAUCACCGAACCUUGGAAAGAUCACUCCAUCGGUAGCACAGAAAAAAACUAAACCACCAAAGAAGUCUCCCCCACUUAACCAAGACUCUGAGCCAUCUAUAUCACCAAACCUUGGAAAGGUCAGUCCACCGGUAGUACAGAAGAAAACUAAACCACCAAAGAAGUCUCCACCGCUUAGCCAAGACUCUGUUCCAUCUAUAUCACCAAACUUUGGAAAGGUCAGUCCACCAGUAGCACAAAAUAAAACUAAACCACCAAAGAAGUCUCCACCGCAUAGCCAAGACUCCGCGCCAUCUAUUUUACAAAACCUUGGAAAGAUCAGCCAACCAGUAGUAAAGAAGAAAUCUCAACCACCAAAAUCAUCCCCACCACAUAGCCAAGAUUCUGAUCCAUCAAUAUCACCAAACCUUGGAAAGGUCGGUCCACCGGUAGCACAAAAGAAAACUAAACCACCAAAGAAGUCUCCACCACUUAACCAAGACUCUGCGCCAUCUAUAUCACCAAACCUUGGAAAGGUUAGUCCACCGGUAGUACAAAAGAAAACUAAACCGCCAAAGAAGUCUCCACCACUUCACCAAAACUAUGCACCAUCUAUAUCACCAAACCUUGGAAAGGUCAGUCCACCGGUAGCACAGAAGAAAACUAAACCACCAAAGAAGUCUCCACCGCUUAGCCAAGACUCCGCGCCAUCUAUGUUACCAAAUCUUGGAAAGGUUAGUCCACCAGUAGUACAGAAGAAAUCUCAACCACCAAAAACGUCCCCACCACUUAACGAAGAUUAUGUGCCAUCAAUAUCACCAAAUCUUGGAAAGGUUAGUCCACCUGUAACACAAAAGAAAACUAAACCACCAAAGAAAUCUCCACCACUUAACCAACACUCUGCACCAUCUAUAUCACCAAACCUUGGAAAGGUCAGUCCACCGGUAAUACAAAAGAAAACUAAACCACCAAAGAAGUCUCCGCCACAUAAUCAAGACUUUGUUCCAUCAAUAUUACCUAACCUCGGAAAGGUCAGUCUACCUGUGGUAAAGAAGAAAUUUCAACCACCAAAGAAGAAAUCUCCACCACUUUAACUAGGACAAGGCUUGGUUAUUCAUUUGAGCAAAUAAAAGCAGAGAAGCCAUGGCACAUAUCUUGUGUGGUUCAUUGAUGAUUUAUUUUCACUCUAUAAAUGGAAUCAAUAUAGAUGAACAUAGUUAAAUGGAUAGAGUGCUAUCAAUAUUAGGUCGAUCUAUUAUCUUAUAAAUCAAAUCAAAGUAAAGUUGAUAAAAGUAAAGUUCAAUAUUAGA